This is a messenger RNA of Sciurus carolinensis (gray squirrel), 639 nucleotides long. RefSeq names its product high mobility group protein B2-like. NCBI's taxonomy places the organism in Eukaryota, Metazoa, Chordata, Mammalia, Rodentia, Sciuridae. The coding region runs from base 1 to 639 and encodes 212 amino acids. Gene Ontology annotation, molecular function: DNA binding, bending. Gene Ontology annotation, biological process: regulation of transcription by RNA polymerase II. The record is from RefSeq and is a predicted model, not a curated record. The transcript is spliced from 2 exons.
AUGGAGACCGUGGCUGCCACCACGGGUAAAGGAGACCCCAACAAGCCAAGGGGCAAAACGUCCUCGCACGCCUUCUUCAUGCAGACCUGCUGGGAAGAGCACAAGAAACACCCGGACUCCUCCGUCAACUUCGCCGAAUUCUCCAAGAAAUGCUCGGAUACAUGGAAAACCACAUCUGCAAAGGAAAAGCUGAAGUUUGAAGAUAUGGCAAAAAGUGACAAAGCUCACUAUGACAGGGAGAUGAAAAACUCCGUUCCUACCAAAGGUGAUAAGAAAGGAAAGAAGAAAGAUCCCAACGCUCUUAAGAGACCACCAUCUGCCUUCCUGUUUUGCUCUGAACAUCACCCAAAGAUCAAAAGUGAACACCCAGGCCUGUCCAUUGGGGAUACUGCAAAAAACCUGGGUGAAAUGUGGUCUGAGCCGUCAGCCAAAGAUAAACAGCCAUAUGAACAGAAAGCAGCUAAGCUAAAGGAGAAAUAUGGAAAGGAUAUUGCUGCAUACCGUGCUAAGGGCAAAAGUGAAGCAGGAAAGAAGGGUCCUGGCAGACCAACAGACUCAAAGAAGAAGAGUGAACCAGAAGCUGAAGAGGAAGAAGAGGAGGAUGAAGAUGAUGAGGAAGAGGAGGAGGAUGAAGAAUAA